Pseudomassariella vexata is the source of this 2036-nucleotide messenger RNA. Its product is annotated as homoserine O-acetyltransferase. The record is from RefSeq and is a predicted model, not a curated record. Lineage: Eukaryota; Fungi; Ascomycota; Sordariomycetes; Amphisphaeriales; Pseudomassariaceae. Gene Ontology annotation, molecular function: L-serine O-acetyltransferase activity; homoserine O-acetyltransferase activity. The transcript has a single exon. Gene Ontology annotation, biological process: L-homoserine metabolic process. Bases 233 to 1801 code for a protein of 522 amino acids.
AUUCAGACACGGAUCCCCAAAGCGGCUAGUUUGGCUCAAAAGCUAUGCCGUUUAAGAUUAUCAGCCACGUAAAUUAAGAUCAUUCCCUGACUUUUUGUCUCUCCGAUCGGAAUGGAAGCUACGAAGCUGACAAACCAGCAAGGUUGGACUGCAAGAUAUGAUGAUUCAUAAGUCCCGUACAAGCUCGCAAUCUUUCAAUUCCCAUUUCAAAGACGACUUCUAGUUCAUCAGCAUGACAACACAAAAACUCGGUGCUGCGGCACUCCGCCGAGUCUCUAUGUCCAUUCACCAAAAAAUCGCAGAAUCGAAUACCCUUCAAUUUACGAAACGUCCUUCCUCGUCAACGAUAUCACGAUGCCCGCAGCAUGGCGCACGACAGUUGCAUUCUCAACUCGCAAGGCGCAAUGGCACAAGCCAGGGAGAAGCAUCGAACCCAGCAAUGGCAUUCCCGUGUCUCGACGCCAUAGAAACGAGAUCCGCGACGUUGGAAGCGAGGUCCUUGUUAACGGGCCCGGAACCGGCCUAUACCACAGGCGCGACCGAAGUCUUCCGCUGCAAAGAUCCUUUGCUGCUUGACUGGGGCGGUGUCUUGCCCGAAUUCGAUGUGGCAUACGAAACGUGGGGAAAGAUGAACGCCGACAAAACGAACGUUAUUCUACUUCACACAGGUCUUUCUGCUUCAUCGCAUGCGCAUUCAUCCGAGAGUAACCCUCAGCCAGGCUGGUGGGAGAAAUUUAUAGGGCCGGGCGGCUGUUUGGACACGGAAAAAUACUUCGUCAUUUGCACAAACGUGAUAGGGGGGUGUUUUGGAUCAACCGGUCCGAGCAGCGUCGACCCGGCGGAUGGCCAGAGAUAUGCCACGCGCUUCCCCAUUCUGACGAUGGAGGAUAUGGUUAGAGCCCAGUUCCGGCUACUCGACAACCUUGGAGUUGAAAAGCUGUAUGCGAGCGUGGGAUCGAGCAUGGGAGGCAUGCAGUCCUUGGCGGCUGGUCUGUUAUUUCCCCCACGAGUCGGUCGAAUAGUCUCCAUCAGCGGCUGCGCGCGGAGUCACCCCUACAGCAUUGCCAUGCGACACACGCAACGCCAAGUCCUGAUGAUGGACCCGAACUGGAAUAGAGGAUUCUACUAUGGCAGGGUUCCCCCGCAUGCUGGUAUGAAGCUUGCGCGAGAGAUUGCGACAGUCACGUACCGAUCAGGACCCGAGUGGGAGCAGAGGUUCGGUCGGAGGAGGGCAGAUGCUGCGAAACCGCCGGCCUUGUGUCCUGACUUCUUGAUUGAAACAUACUUGGACCACGCUGGAGAAAAAUUCUGCCUCACAUACGACCCGAAUAGCUUGCUUUACGUCAGCAAAGCAAUGGAUUUGUUUGAUCUCGGUCGUGACACUCAGCAAGCGACUGCAUUGAGGCGGGCGGAGCGGAUAAAGCUCAUUGAGUCUGGAACUCAACCAACCCCGAGCGAUCCUUCAUGCAGUUUGACCCUCCCAAAUUCGCCGUAUGCAGAGCAGCCAGACUCCGAGAUUGAUGGCACCAAUGUCGCUAUCAAAGUGGCAACGCAACCCCCUGAUGAUCUGAUUGCCGGUCUUUCGCCUCUGAGGGAUAUCCCGACUUUGGUGAUGGGAGUCGCCAGCGAUAUCCUCUUCCCUGCGUGGCAACAAAGGGAGGUUGCCGAAGCCCUGCGACUUGCGGGCAACAGAAACGUUGCACAUGUUGAGUUGAGCGAGGAGCAGAGCAUGUUUGGCCAUGAUACAUUCCUACUUGACCUCAAGAACGUCGGUGGCAAUGUGCAGAACUUCCUUGGCUAGGCUAGAUUUGGGUCAUCAGCCCCAGGACUUGUAUAUGCUUUAGGCAUAUGCCUGGAGUUGUAGAGCUUAGUCCCUGGUCAGAGUAGCACAUCAUGUACAUGGUACUGUAUAAGUAUUACAGCCGAACCAUGACGAAAAAAGCGAGUGAGUCUUACCAUUGCAUGAAGUAUAUAGAUGAUUGAAUAUACAUGAUAAGAUAAACGUAUUUAUGUCCAAUCUACCGGUACCAAGCCGA